Messenger RNA from Harpia harpyja (harpy eagle), 3365 nucleotides. RefSeq names its product potassium calcium-activated channel subfamily M regulatory beta subunit 2 (gene KCNMB2). Lineage: Eukaryota; Metazoa; Chordata; Aves; Accipitriformes; Accipitridae. Gene Ontology annotation, molecular function: potassium channel regulator activity; calcium-activated potassium channel activity. Gene Ontology annotation, cellular component: membrane; voltage-gated potassium channel complex. Bases 675 to 1487 code for a protein of 270 amino acids. The record is from RefSeq and is a predicted model, not a curated record. The transcript is spliced from 6 exons. Gene Ontology annotation, biological process: potassium ion transport; detection of calcium ion.
UUCACAACAGUCGUGAGAGCUACGGCACCUUCCAUUCCCGGGAGUGAUUUUCUCCUUAGUUUCAAAACAAUGUGUGAAACCCUGCUCUGCAGAACAGUAGCCUCAGUAAGUUUAAGGAUGACUGAAGCAAUUUCCUCUCCCGGGGAGGUUUAAAAGCUACGGAGGGAUGAAUGGGGUUAGACCUAUCGCUGCAUUUCUAGCAGCCAUCCUAUUACAGCACUGAAUAAAAGCAGGAAUGGCAUGUCUAGCCUAGGUUAAUAAACCCUACCGAGUGCAUGCCUUAAAAGCACUACGAAACAGCCUUAAGUCAGCUUGAGAUAACUAAUUUCAAGCAUGGCUGUCUAGUGUGCCUGUCAUUCCUAUUGUCCUUCCAAACUAUUUCAGACAUUUUGAGCAGGGAGUACUAAGCUAUGAGUUAGCGGGGGUUGUGACAUUAAUGGUCCAAAAAGGUUUAAGCACCAGGAGGGAACGAUGACAGCGCUUAACAACCGGUGGCAGUUUGGAGGAUUCCGCUGGAUCUCUGUUUGUUAAUAAUUAGGCUUCGCCUCGGAGGAAGAUGUGACAACUCUCGGAGAUUGCAUCAACGAGCUCUGGAGGGAGCCCGCAGCCAGUGCUCUUCAGAUGGGAGCGUAGGAUUUGCAACAUGGGGCCCAAGAGAGACAAGGAACACGGCAAUGGGAAAGGAAAGCAGAAGGCGUCAGCACCCUUCCCACCUUCAAAGCUGGUCCUUCCAUUGUCCCACUGCAGCGAGCAAAGCCAACACUGGGCAACCCUCUAAAAUGUUUAUUUGGACCAGUGGCCGGAGCUCUACAUCUUACAGACAUGAUGAGAAAAGAAAUAUUUACCAAAAAAUCAGGGAUCACGAUCUACUGGACAAAAGGAAAACAGUUACAGCCCUAAAAGCCGGAGAAGACCGGGCCAUACUCCUCGGGCUGGCCAUGAUGGUGUGCUCUAUCAUGAUGUACUUUCUCCUGGGAAUCACCCUGCUGCGGUCUUACAUGCAAAGCGUCUGGACAGAAGAGGCUCAGUGCUCGCUUCUCAAUGCAUCCAUCACAGAAACCUUCAACUGCUCAUUUAGCUGCGGUCCAGACUGCUGGAAAAUCUCUCAGUACCCCUGCCUCCAGGUGUACGUUAAUCUUACCUCUUCUGGCCAGAAGCUUCUGCUCUACCACACCGAGGAAACAAUGAAAAUUAAUUCUGAGUGUUCAUACAUACCCAAGUGCGGCAAGAAUUAUGAGGAAUCCAUGUCGCUGGUGAACGUAGUGAUGGAAAACUUCAGAAAGUACCAACGCUUCUCCUGCUUCUACGACCCCGAAGGCAUUCAGAAGAACGUGAUAUUAACCAAACUGUACAGCUCCAACGUGCUGUUCCACUCCCUCUUCUGGCCCACCUGCAUGAUGAUCGGCGGGGUCGCCAUCGUCGCGAUGGUAAAGCUGACUCAAUACCUUUCCCUCCUCUGUGAGAGAAUCCAAAGGAUCAACAGAUAAAAACAAAAACUUCUCUGAGAUUUAAUUACAGCGAAAAUACUGUUUUCUCAUUCUUCACCAAAGAACCUUAAGUUUGUAAUGUGCAAGUCUGUUAUAAGUUCCUUACUAUAUUCUUAUAAGUAGAGCAAUAAUGCAAAAGCUGUUCUAUAUGCAAACAUGAUGUUAUUAUUAUGCAGACAACUGGAAAAAAUACUGUUUUGUGUUGACUGUCUAUAUGAUCUUGUUUUAUGCUGAGACUAGUACUUCUUUCUUUUGUAUGGCCAAUAUAGGGCUCAGUGUGACCAUUUGCCAAGCUUAAUCAAUUGACACUUUCAGUGUAAAGGAUUCUGGGGGAAAUUCACCGCUGGACAUUGGGCAGCCAACCACUUGUGCAUCACUGAGGUCUCAUGCCUGGCUCGGUCCAUUCGAUGGAUUUGUGGCUUUGCUUUUUUAUUACUGGCUGCAGCGGGGGGAAAAAAAGCAUUGAUAGGGUUUUUUUAUAGUAAGAUGGCACAAAAGGGACAUGUUUUGAGGCCAGGAUAAGCAUACAGUAUUUCCAGGACUUGGUGAUGCUUUGUGUUUGCUCCCCCAGUUCAGAAGUAAAUUUUACCCUAUGGUGUUUAAGGUCUUUUGGAAAACACUUUGGAGUUUUAUUUUAUUUAGUGCUAUAAUUUCCUUCUGUCUUAUCAACAUCAUCUUUGUCACUUGCAGAAGCUGUAGCCAAAAAAACAAAAAUCACCUUGUUCCAUUUUCUAUUCUAGUCUGAGCCCUGUUGAUGGAGAUGGGACCAGAACACCUUAUGUAAAGGUUUAUUACUCAUUUGUCUUGUAUUUGCUACCAUAUCACUGUAAAGAAAAAAUAACACAAUCAGCUAUUUUUUCAUUUUUUACUUCCAACUAUUUUAGAUUUUUUUACUUGAUAUAUAUACAGAUAUAUAUAUAAAGAAAAAGCUAUAUUAUAUCUAGUUGUGUAUUGGAACUUGAUUAUGGGGGGAGGGUUAUUUGUUUUUACCAACUGGAAAGUGUACAGUAUCACUCAUGUAUCUAUAACCUUCAUCCUUGGAUAAUAACCUAACAUGGAGGAGCAGCACUGCAGGAUCUUAUCCAAUAUUCAUGAUGUUGUUUCAGUCAAAGGUCUCUCUUGCUGUGACAUCGGAAUUGACAAAAAUCUCAUCCAAUACUACGGCUCUGUUAACUGAAUAGUUAGAUAAUCAUCACAACACAUCUGGAAAUCUCUUCUGACCUUAACUCAGUAUGCAGUGCUGGCUGACGUGAAUUAUGAUUUAAAAGGCCCAGGUGCAAUGAUUUAUUGGAAAAACUGAGAUUCUGACUAAGAUAUUGUCUUAUCUGUCAAAUAUUUACCAUGGGGAACCUUGCCAGUAUAAUUUCAUGCACACUAUAGUCACGAUUUCUGCAUAAUUUAUUUUUAUUCUCCUAUAGAAAGCAUUCCUUCUUAUGUUAUGUUUUAAAGACACCUCUCGCAGUUUCUCACUUUGCACUCAGCCUGAAGGACAAACGCAAGGCAGCUCCUGUGAGCACCCUGUGAACUCACUAUCCAAUAGCUCAAAGAAACCAUUUACAGGCCUAUCCAAACCAAGAAACUAACUUUUUUCCCCCCCUCAAAGAGACUGCAAAGCAAGUAUUCUGACUAGUUCAUCUCUAUAUAAGUACCUUUCCGCAAUGUAACAUUAAAAAUUUCAAGAUAUUACAAAACUUUACAAGUCAUGCAAGUGUAAUGUGAGCUGUAAAAGAAAUGAGUUCUCAGCAGUGAAAAUGAACCUGCAAUCUUGUAAUCAGUAGUAUAAUUUUCUUUAGGUAAAUAAAUUCUUGGAGGGUGGGGGUAUUAUGAGGGCUCCAAAAAUAUGUAAUAAAAUAUUAAAUUAAAUCUUUCAGAUUUCAA